GGAGAGGAGUGACGAUAGAGGUUUAACCACAAAGCUUAGAGAUAGAGUUAAAGUUAUUUCUUCAGUUAACUUAAUAUUUUUUUGCAUAUGAAAUAAAACAGAUCAGUUUCUGGUACAUCAUCAUCCGCUGCUCAGUGGAGAUAUAUUUGGACAGACUGACUUCCAUCAUGGAGAGAUCCAGAAACUUUUGCAUUGACGCGCUGCUGGCGCACGACGCGGAGCAAAGGACGGACAGCGACGGUGCGUCCCCGGGCUUGUACAGCAGGAGCCCCGGCGACAGUCCGCUGUCCACCCGCGGCUCCGAGACGCCCUCCCCGCAUCCAAACCCGACCAACUCCUCUCCAGCUCCUCCGGGACUCCUGCCCAAAUCCCAGCUCUUCAAUUUAUCCCAGCCGGGAUUCACUGCUCUGCACCAAGGGGGUCUCCUCGGAAUGCACCCGGGCUCCUUGUACCCUCUGGCGGCCUUCGGAGGCCAGCACCCCGCCUUCAUAUACCCCGGCUUCACGCAGCUGAUGCAGCCGUACACGGAGCAGCAAAAGGGGGCCAACAUGACGGGGACUCUGCCUCUGGAGCCCUGGAUCAGAGCCGGGUUCAUGAUACCCAGAUUUGGAGAAUAUGGAGCUCCAGGCCAUGCAGGAUUGUUGGGAAAGUGUCGGAGGCCCAGGACGGCAUUCACCAGUCAGCAGCUGCUGGAAUUAGAAAACCAGUUCAAGCUCAACAAGUACCUGUCCAGGCCUAAACGCUUCGAGGUGGCCACUUCACUCAUGCUGACUGAGACUCAGGUUAAGAUCUGGUUCCAGAACAGACGUAUGAAGUGGAAGAGAAGUCGCAAAGCCAAGGAACAAGCAGCCCUGACUUCCCCACUGACUGAUGCAGAGAGAAAUGGGAUGGAUAUGCACAGUGCAAAGCCUCAGGGAGACUCACACAGCUCCAGCCUUGAAGAUGAAGAAGAGCUAGAAGGGGAGGAUGAGGAUGAAAAAGAGGAGAUGGAGGUGCUGAGGGCAGGCUCUGCGGGCUUCAUGAGACAAGCCAUAGGAGGAACAGGGAAAUACAGCACUUAUUCACAGGAGGAGUUGGAGGAGGGAGGCCCAAGAUCGAGAAGUGGGGUUUUUCCAUAGCGUUGAAAUUCUGCAUGCUUUAUUGCAUGUGUUUUUAUGUUUAUUACGCUUGAGAAGACAAUAGACAAUGCAAUCAGGGAGCACAAACAAGGUGUUAUGGAAAGGAUCAUUCACAUUUUACAGCCUGACCCAUAGAAACAUAUUUUUCUCUGUCGGUCCUGAAAUAGCAGAAAAGGAUGUUGACAUCUGCACUUAAACUGAUGAAAUCAAACCAGGAAAAAUGCUGUCUUUCUCAAUGGCCACUUCAAAAAUACGACUUCAAAAAUACUUCAAGACAUUUAUGGUGUGCAUGAUUUGCCUGUGUUUUACAAACAAGUUAAAAGCUGUGAACUGCAAAGAACUAAUUAUUACAUGAAUGUACGUGUAAUGAUAAUGUAUGAAUUGGGGGUGGCAGCACUUUUAUGGAAGGGAGAGGUUGAAGAGACAUAAAACUUUACUUGGAGCUGUUGUAAGGAGUGUCAGUGUUACAUUGUUAUCAGGGCUUCCUGGUCUGUUACAAAUACUGGACACAUAUUGGAGUGAUAUUGGAAACUUUUCUUAUUUUUUAAGAAGACUUGGAUUUACAGGCUAUACUAAGGUAAAGUUUUAGGGCAUUAUAACUGGUAUGACAAGAAAAUGCUACUCAGGUUAUUGUACUGCUUUUUUGAUGGCUACAUGGUCAUGACUUUGUGUUUAAUAAUAUUAAUAUUGAGCUCUUUGUUUUGUAUUAUCUUUGUGAAACUGCAUGUUAUAUUUAGUUGAAGACACACACACAGAAAUGCUUGCAUGUACUGUAUGGAAAAUGAAAUUUAUUGAUAAGGCAAUUUCUCUGUAAUUUGUAAACUACUCUUAUA
Paralichthys olivaceus (Japanese flounder) is the source of this 1951-nucleotide messenger RNA. Its product is annotated as motor neuron and pancreas homeobox protein 1-like. The record is from RefSeq and is a predicted model, not a curated record. Gene Ontology annotation, biological process: regulation of DNA-templated transcription; neuron projection morphogenesis; central nervous system development. Gene Ontology annotation, cellular component: nucleus. NCBI's taxonomy places the organism in Eukaryota, Metazoa, Chordata, Actinopteri, Pleuronectiformes, Paralichthyidae. Gene Ontology annotation, molecular function: DNA-binding transcription factor activity, RNA polymerase II-specific; sequence-specific double-stranded DNA binding.